CAAUAUGGCGUCUGUCCUGACUAGGGUUCUCCAACUGUCAGACAGUUUCUUGCUCUGUUCUGAUUUUGAAUGAACAUAAUGGACAUUCUGACUAAAGAUAUAGGUGUUGUCCAUUGGGGAGGAAGGAAAUUCUGUCAUUUAGAACAAUGGGCCUGCUUCUCUAUCUAUAGAUGCAGAAAAGGGGAGAGAGAAACGAGUGAGAAAUAGAAAGCAAGAAUAAGGACUAGAGGACCCUUCUUGUACAUCAAAAUUUAAAAAGAUAUGCUAAAAACUGGGUGAAAGGACAAAUUCUGGUAUAGCAAAGCAAGGCCUCAUGCAGAAAAUGGACUAUUUAAACCUAAUUAUUCUGGAAUAAGGAGACACAGAACCAGCCUACACUGGAAUUCAUUUUACAUUAUUAUAAUACACUUCACAAACAACAACAGCCAUUCUGAAGAUUUAUCCUGAUAUAAAGAGGAAGCCCGUCACAGUGGAUGGAGGAGUCUGGGAGUCCCCGAUUUAGGAAACUUCAUUUCCCAGUGGGGUUGUGGAUAAAUUCUCCACGGAAACACUUUGCCAAGCUUGGAGCUCGCUGGCCCAGUGCAGCAUCAGUCAAGUCCACAACUAGCUCAGAUGCCGCUUCCCUUCCCGAGGCCCCAUCAUCAGUCCCUUCCUCCCUCUCUCACUCCACCGGUUCUCUUGCCCCACCCUCUCCAUCCCCUUCUCCAGCCUUCCUCCGCCCUCGCCCCGCCAAUCAGCAGUCCCGGGCCAAGCGGCUGUCUCACCUUUUCCUGAGAGGCCGGUCCAACAGCGACCGAGACCGUGCCAUUGGAGAACAUGAGAGGGAAAUAUGGGCACAUUCUGCCACCCCGUCAUCACAUCACUACCUGCCUCCCGCUUCCUCUAAUGCCCCUGGGCUAGUCAAGAUCUAUGGAGAUGCCCUGUCCAGUGGAGCUAACUAUCGGAGUCUGCUGGCAAACAUGUACUCCACUAGCCGCCAGCUCAUUCAGCAGGUCAUCACCCGCUACACUGAGAGAGAAAGAGAGAACGAAAGCGAAGACACAGCUCUCCAGAAAUAUUCCCCUGAGGACUUCCUGUUAUGUGAUGUCAUUGGAAAGCCCAUUCAGCAGCCAGAUGGAGCCAUUAAAUGGCAAACUGAGUGCCGAAGGAGUGUGGCCUCCUGGGAAUGCCCCUUACAGCUAGUGGAUAUGUGGAGGCCGAAGGAUGGUUUUGAACGACGGUUUGAGAUCCAGCGCCUUGAUGAAUAUGAGAGGGAGGAGAAAGAGAAGGAAAGAGAAAGAGAGAGGGAUGGAGAGAGCUAUCAAGGAGUCCGUUGGAGGCGGAGCCGCAUGUCCUCUGGGGGAGGUCCAGAAGAAGAACGAGGUCAUCGAGGCCGGAACACAGAACUGAGGAGGAGUAUUAGUGAUAUGAACCUGAGUCUAAGACGUCGUCAGGGCAAUGUGAGCAAUGACCCCCGGCGUUCUGGCAAUGCCCCAAAUGGACAGGACAGAAAGAACAUAGUGAGCAUGAUAGCAACUGAAGGUGGAGAGGUCACUGGGUCAAGAAGUGGUGGAGGCGAGACAGACAGGCGCACUCGGCAGGCAGAAGAAGAGAAAGACACCUGUGACCUGGAAGUGAUGUCGCAGAGUCUGAUCCUUCCACCGACAGAUCGGCCUUACUUCCUGUUACUGCAAGGCUAUGACCAGAGCAAGGACUUCGUGUUGUACAUAAUGGCGGGUCACACACAUGUUUUUGGGCGGAAGCCAACAUUCCAGGAGCGUGAGAUGGACAGGGAGAGAGAGAGGAAGGGGAAGAGGCCUCUAAAAGUGGACACUUACCUCUCAGCCCCUGACCUGCUUGUCCGACACCUCCUGAUCAGAAGAGACACGGCCGUCCCAGAGCAACCGCGCGGUCAAGCCUUGGCGCGUCCAUUCAGAGGAGGACCUGUCACUCUUAAUGGAGCUCCACUUUAUAGGGAAGCAGUCCUAAAACCAGGAGACUUGUUGGGUCUUGGCAGCCACUUCCUUUUCCUUUACCGUGACCCCCGUGUGACCCCCGCUCCGCCCCUGGCCUUACCGCCACCGUGGCAAGGUGACAUGUCAACUUCCUACAGCCCUGGCGGGAUGACAGAUAGACAGGAAAUGCUCAGGCUGUAUCUGGGGUCCACAGAAUCGCUGCUGAGAUUUCAGGCCAAACAUGCGGAUGCCCUGCUGCAGGAAAUUAUUUUGAAGAACUCCAACCCAGAUUCAGGGGGCGGGGCUUUAGCACCUGCCUAUCUUCUGUCGCUCAUGAUUGACUACGCCUCUAAACAUCUGGAUCCUGCAUUAUUACCUCAGCUACUUUUAAAGGCAGCCAAUCAGAUCAAAGGAAUUGUUUGGGACAAAAUUAAAGAGUUCGGUGACAAACAUCCAACACAAAACUCAGCAGAGGCCGAUGUUGAACUUCCUCCACCAAGCAUGCAGAAGCUCUCCUCUGACCUUCGACCUCUCAUGUUCUGGAUGUCCAAUGCCACGGAGCUCCUCAACUUCUUUCAGGUCAAAGUUGAAGCCAUGGAAAAAGAAUGGGAAUUUGAAGCCCCGGGUGACCCCGUUCUCUCAGCUGACAUGGACACCUGUUCUGAGGCGCUGGCACAGCUGGAUGACGUCAUUAUGCACACCUUUCAGCAGUGUGUUUACCAUCUGACCAAGACGUUAUACUCCUUGCUCCCAGCACUGUUAGACACUAACCCGUUCUCCAGUGAGGAGAAGAAGAAAGGAAAAGCGGGAGCAAAGGACAGAGAUGGUAAUGAAGGGCAAGGAGAUGAGGAAGAAGACGUCUCCACUUUGCCACCCACCGUCGCUGGACUGGUGGACGUGUAUCGCUGCUCUCUGCAGCUCUCCCGAGAAGCUUGCCUCUCUCCACCGCUAACCUCCCAAACAUUUGGCUACCUUUUCUUCUUCACAAACACAUCUCUUCUCAACACACUCUUGGAGAGAGAUAGUCUAUUCUCUUGGUCACGUGCGGUUCAAAUUCGAACAAAUCUGGACCUGGUCUUAGACUGGCUACAAGGAGCAGGCCUUGGAGAUAUUGCGUCAGAGUUUCUAAAGAAGCUAUCAGUUACGGUCAACUUCCUGUGCAUACCUAAGACCCGCCUUAUUCAGUCAUCCUGGUCAAGUUUACAGGAAGAACAUCCCUUGUUAAAUCCAUCCCAGCUUCAACAUCUUCUCACUCAUUAUAAGCUUGGACCAACGAGAGCCCCACCAUCUUCAUGGGCUCCGCCUCUCGGUACCGAACUUGGAGGUGAUAUUUUUGAGAGUUUUUUGGACCAUCCUCCUCUUAUCCUGCCUAAUGAGACACCUCGCCUGGACCUGAAUCAACCAAUCCCAAGCCCCGAGCUAAUGAAGGAAGUGACACGCCUGCGAACAUUCCUGUGGGGGCUUGACCACGAUGAACUUCCUGCUAAUCAGCGGACUAGACUGUAACAUUAAUUUGUAACAUUAAUUCAUUCCAGUUGUCAAAUUAUGAACAUUAUCUAGCUCUCACAUAGAAAAAACUACCAGUCUUUAGACACCAGUAGAUAUUCAUAUCAGAUGAUAUUCCUUCUUCUGUGUUUUUUUUUUUUUUUUUUUUGCCUGUCGAGCACAUCUGUUGGAUUUUAAUGCACUGACUUCAUUAUGACUAUGUAUAAUUCAUUGCAUUAGUUACUUUAAAUGUUUAUGUUAGAUGAGAUUCAUUGCCUGGUUGCAAUGAUAAAUGCCAGCCUAUUAUUUUACACAGUAUUCAAAUGUUCUUUAGGUUUUUUCCACUGUCAGUCUUACUAAAUAUGACACUACAAUAAACAAUUUAAGCUAUUAUGAUCAGAUUCAUCAAUUGCAUUGAUUAUAUAUAUACAUAUACAUUUUUGACCACAUUUCUGUAAUAAAUAAAACUUACAUUU
Cyprinus carpio (common carp) is the source of this 3895-nucleotide messenger RNA. Its product is annotated as ras-interacting protein 1-like. The record is from RefSeq and is a predicted model, not a curated record. Lineage: Eukaryota; Metazoa; Chordata; Actinopteri; Cypriniformes; Cyprinidae. Gene Ontology annotation, molecular function: GTPase binding. Gene Ontology annotation, cellular component: cell-cell junction. Gene Ontology annotation, biological process: signal transduction; angiogenesis; negative regulation of Rho protein signal transduction.